UGAAUUUCGAAAUGCACCCUUUUUGAAUACAGGGUUGAAACAUGCGCAUAAGAAUCUGAGCAGCACCAUCGCUAUUUGUGGCGGGAAAAUUGGCAGUGAAAAGCUGUCCAAAGCCAUUGAAAUCAAUUCGAAAUAAUUUUUCCAUUUCUGCAUGAAAAUCAAAGCCAAUCCGCCAUCAAAAAUCCACAAUUUCCAUCGAAUUAUUUUUAUUCUCAAUAAAUAAUAAUCGAUUGAGUGAUUCUCAAACCAGAGAAACGAAUCAUGAGUCCAACGAUUGGAGCGAAGGAUAAGCCUAAAGACCAAGUUAUUGAGGGCAGAGUGACGAGAAGUUCUAUUCGACAUCUUCCAGAUAAUCUCAAAAAGGAAUUCCUGAAGGAGGAGGAAGUGGAUAAAGAUCCGAUAAUCGAGGACUUGCCACCGAUUUUGUUCACGGGAAAACUGUAUUAUGUCACGGAUUUUGAGGGUUGUGCUAUGCUCUGCGAUCAAAUUAUAGAGAGAAUUGAGAAGCAUCCUGACGUGAUUGUACCAAUAGGAUUCGAUUUGGAGUGGCCUUUCAGUUUUCAAACUGGUUCUGGCAAGACUGCACUGGCACAAUUGUGUGUUUCGGAAAAUACUUGUCAUUUACUGCAUAUUCAUGGGCUUGAUAAAUUACCCAAGGGGUUAAUUGUGUUGCUGAGCCAUCCGAGAGUAAAAUUGGUUGGUGUGAACAUCAAGAAUGACAUUUGGAAACUCGGCCGAGACUUCAAGGAAUUUCCCUCGAAACAAGUAGUAGAUAAUAAUUGCAUAGACUGUGGUCCCUUCGCCAACGAAAUCUACAAGAGAUCCUGUCGGUGGAGUUUGGAGCGUCUCACCGCUUACAUAUUAAAAAAGAAAAUAAGUAAAGAUGACAAAGUUAGAAAAAGUAAAUGGCACAUUCUCCCACUCAGUGAGGAGCAGAAAACUUAUGCAGCCACUGACGCUUACGUCUCACUACUACUGUAUCUGACGAUCCAGAAGAAGGCGAGGGAAUUGACUCUAGAGAAAGAAAAAAUUCCUAAUCCCCAAGAAAAUUGAUUCUAUGGGAUAAAAUUCUACGACA
Fopius arisanus is the source of this 1078-nucleotide messenger RNA. RefSeq names its product WRN exonuclease (gene WRNexo). Gene Ontology annotation, biological process: nucleobase-containing compound metabolic process. Gene Ontology annotation, molecular function: 3'-5' exonuclease activity; nucleic acid binding. The record is from RefSeq and is a predicted model, not a curated record. NCBI's taxonomy places the organism in Eukaryota, Metazoa, Arthropoda, Insecta, Hymenoptera, Braconidae. The coding region runs from base 262 to 1053 and encodes 263 amino acids. The transcript is spliced from 6 exons.